Molecule: messenger RNA, 483 nt
Organism: Paraglomus occultum
Lineage: Eukaryota; Fungi; Glomeromycota; Glomeromycetes; Paraglomerales; Paraglomeraceae
Source: the annotation of a GenBank genome assembly
AUGCUAGAAAAGAAGGAUUUUCUGUUCGUCUUGACAAAAUUAUACGGCAAAAAGGAACUAAUACCGUUAAAAAACGUACAAUUGUAUGCUCAAAAGCACGUACUACUUCUACUAGGAAAGAGACUGAGGGUAAACGUAAAAGAGUAUCGCAAACGACUAAUUGUUUAUUCCGAGUUCGAACAUCUUAUGAUUCAAUCAACAACAGGUCUUUGGCAUACACUAGACAUUAGACUCGAACACAAUCACCAAAUGGUAUUACCAGAACAACGUCGUCGGUUUAUGGCAAGUGAACGAGAACUUCUUGAGGAUGUUAAAGCAGAGAUUAUUUUACCCAAACGAUCGGAUCUCAAAUUCGUUCCGUGCGAACAACAAAAUUCACUAACCGUGUUACUUGGAUCUAUAACGAUUUAUACAACUUUUUACAUAAUUCGGAAAGUCAAAGCAACAGAGACUUUGAUGCUCAGGAGUUUAUUGAUACACUGA